Molecule: messenger RNA, 1614 nt
Organism: Cricetulus griseus (Chinese hamster)
Lineage: Eukaryota; Metazoa; Chordata; Mammalia; Rodentia; Cricetidae
Source: RefSeq, a predicted model, not a curated record
AUGGCUUUGGUUGCGUCUUUCAACAUGACCAAUCCACAGCCUGCCAUUGAAGGAGGAAUUUCUGAAGUAGAGAUUAUCUCCCAACAAGUAGAUGAAGAAACCAAGAGCAUUGCUCCUGUGCAGCUGGUGAACUUUGCCUAUCGGGACCUGCCCCUGGCUGCUGUAGACCUUUCCACGGGGGGCUCACAGCUCCUGUCGAAUUUGGAUGAAGAGUACCAAAGAGAAGGGUCUAACUGGCUGAAGCCGUGCUGUGGGAAGAGAGCAGCCGUGUGGCAGGUAUUUUUGCUCAGUGCAAGUCUCAACAGUUUCCUGGUAGCCUGUGUAAUAUUGGUGGUGAUUCUCCUGACCCUGGAACUUCUAAUAGAUAUAAAGCUUCUCCAGUUUUCCAGUGCUUUCCAGUUUGCCGGUGUCAUUCACUGGAUCAGUCUGGUCAUUCUCUCUGUGUUCUUCUCAGAGACUGUUCUACGGAUUGUGGUGCUGGGGAUCUGGGAUUACAUCGAAAACAAAAUAGAGGUGUUUGACGGGGCUGUGAUCAUCUUGUCCUUGGCCCCAAUGGUGGCAUCCACUGUGGCUAAUGGACCCAGAAGCCCCUGGGAUGCCAUCAGCCUCAUCAUCAUGUUCCGAAUCUGGCGGGUGAAGAGAGUCAUUGAUGCCUACAUCCUGCCGGUGAAGCUGGAGGUGGAGAUGGUUACCCAGCAGUACGAGAAGGCCAAAGCCAUCCAAGAGGAGCAGCUGGAGAGACUGACGCAAAUCUGUCAGGAGCAAGGGUUUGAGAUUCGGCAGCUGCGUGCGCACCUGGCCCAGCAGGAUCUGGAUCUGGCUGCGGAGCGGGAGGCGGCGCUGCAAGCCCCACACAUGCUCAGCCAGCCACGCAGCCGCUACAAGGUAGUAGAGGCCAGCACGUGGGCCGAGGAGACUGCGGCUGAGAGCAUCGUGGAGGAGAUGAGGCCCUCUCAAGAAGCCACGGUGAAAGAUGACAUGAACAGCUACAUUAACCAGUACUACAAUGGACCCAGCAGUGACAGUGGGGUCCCGGAGCCAGCAGUGUGUGUGGUCACCACAGCUGCCAUAGACAUCCACCAGCCCAACAUCUCGUCAGACCUCUUCUCCGUCGACUUGCCUCUGAAACUCAGUGGCAACAGCACCUGCACCAGUGCCACCUCGGAGAUCACCUCCCACUCCACCUGUGGCUCAGUCACCAGGGCCCAGAGCGCCAGCAGCCAGACGCUGGGUUCCUCCACAGACUGUAGCACCCCCCGAGAAGAGCCGUCCUCUGAAGCUGGGCCUUCUCCCCUGCCACUGCUGCCACCCCCUCAGCAGCAGGUGGCAGAGGCCACAGUCCAGGACCUGAUAUCCUCUCUGUCAAAGGACCCCUGCCCAUCCCAUAAGGCCUUGGACCCAGCCCCCCUGGCUCAGCCUCUCCCAGAGGGCUCAGCCCAGACCAGCCCUGAGCUGGAGCACAGGGUAAGUCUGUUCAACCAGAAGAAUCAGGAGGCCCUUCCAGUUCUGCAGAUCAAGCCUGUCAUCCAUUUGCCACCCACAGCUGGGCUGGAGGAGAAGUUCAGAUCUUUGGAAUCCAAAGAGCCAAAGUUGCAUAGGGUUCCCGAGGCCUAG